Messenger RNA from Pecten maximus, 2355 nucleotides. RefSeq names its product LIM/homeobox protein Lhx3-like. Gene Ontology annotation, cellular component: nucleus. The record is from RefSeq and is a predicted model, not a curated record. Lineage: Eukaryota; Metazoa; Mollusca; Bivalvia; Pectinida; Pectinidae. Gene Ontology annotation, biological process: regulation of transcription by RNA polymerase II; neuron differentiation. The transcript has 5 exons. The coding region runs from base 1095 to 2237 and encodes 380 amino acids. Gene Ontology annotation, molecular function: RNA polymerase II transcription regulatory region sequence-specific DNA binding; DNA-binding transcription factor activity, RNA polymerase II-specific.
AUGUCUCUGAUAUGAAAACAUGUCAUAACAUAUACAUAUAUAUGAUACAAACUCGAUCGAAGAGUGAUGUGGUCAAUAUUUGAUUGCAUUUCAUUUAGUCUGUGUCAUUUCAAUAAGCCAACCCCGUACAAUAUUUUCAACAACUUAUUGUAGAUUUAGGACUGUUUUCUAAAGACAUUAUCUAUCGUCAUAAACUUUAACUUGUGAAAAUAUUGGGAUGUUAUCUCGAAAUAUUUUACAUAAUUCGGGAGUGAUAUUUCAUUUUUAAGUUAAUAUCUCGAUACGGGUAAAUAGCCUUUAUUAAUCAAUAUAUCGACCAUUGCCGUAACGUUUUAGUAUAUUUACACCAAGGCUAACACGGGCUCUGUUUGUCACGGUUAGGAGUUUGUGGUGAGAUAUACAUUAGACAUCCUGAUUUUCCCUGUAAAUGUCUACAUUUUAUCUCGUCUCGUCCAAACGUCUGGUUUCUUGACCGAAUUUCGUUCACGCCGGUAGUGAACAGGUAAAAACGGGUACCAAUUAUCUGUCGAAAGUUUGUCAACAAUAUAAGUAAACAAAGGCGAGAUUCUUUGAAAACUACCGUUAUCCUGGACGAUAUUUAUCCGUCUGGUCAAUCGAAUUACCUGUCUCGAAUAUUGACCCCAGACAUUCAUUCGUCACUUGCGAGGGUUGAUCACCUUUUAAAGCUGACCCCACACGCUGUCUGUAUACAGCUGUCUGCAGGUGAAUCCCGACCCCGCCCCAGACACGCUACCUGCAAUCUGGGCGUCGCGGAACUACCCAGGGGUAUUUCACCGUUCACCCGAACAAUGACCUCGCUAAUCUACCCUAUCCAUAUCGGGAUCACGGUAUAAUAGGAGUUGAUUAACUAUGCAUACCUGUAUAUGUCUAAUUUAUAUGUCUCUACCUGGAAUGUUUGGUCUGCGAGGUCACGAUAAAUAGUCAGGUCACAACCAGAUAUCUUCAUAAUUCACUCACGUCUCUUACACGGUGGAUGACAAGUUCUACUCGCGGACAAGUCAGUACCAUAGCAGUGGUUGUCGAGGACGCACAUUUUAACGUUUAUUUACUGAACUACACGGGUCACAAACACGAUGAGUACCUGUACAUCACCUUUGGAACGCCUUUCGUCCACAUCGGUCCCCAACACCGGAGAGCUGACGCCCGUCGCUGUGGUCCCCCAUCCUCCGGAGCAAAUUCCCAUGGUUGGCAACACUUCCUGGAGCGGAGCCAGCGCCCCAACCUGUUGUAGAUGUGGAAAUGGAAUUUACGACAGAUUAGUGGUUCGCGUGCAGGAUAAACUGAUGCACAGCGCAUGUGUUCGAUGUACGUCAUGUGGCGUUGAAGUGUCAGACGUUUGUUUUUCUGACGGAAGUGACGUAUACUGCCAAUCUGACUUCUACAGGAGGUUUGGCGGGGUGUGUUCAGGGUGUUCGGGCCUGGUAGCCCCAGAGGAGUCCGUCCGAAUGGCGGGAAACAACGUUUACCACGAGACAUGUUUUGUGUGCGCUCUGUGCCACGUUAGAUUACAGACCGGUGAUAAAUUCUACAUCCGGGAAGAUGACAAGCUCUUAUGUGAACGGGAUCUCCAAAAAAUCACGAUGCAAGCUUCAGAUGGAGGAAACGUUGCUUCCAGAGGUGACAGUCACACUACUAAACGUUUGGCGUUAAACCUAGACCCACAUCAAAGAACUAUACUAGAACAAGCCUAUCAGAGUAACCCACGACCCGCACGUCAUAUCCGCCAGAAACUGAGCAUGCUCACGGGCAUUGAUACCAGAUUGAUACAUUCUUGGUUCCGUAACAAACGAAGCAAAACAAGGAGUCGACGAAUGAGGAAUAUAAGGAAAGCAUGUGGUGGCGUAACUAAUGAUUCUGGACUAAGUGACAAUGAAACAGCAACUUCCGGUUCUCUGUCGGGCUCUGGUGAUGAUGCACAGAAUACAGCAAAUGAAGUACAGUACCCGAUGAAUUACUCCAGUGACCUAUCCACCAUACAGACAAGCACCAUGGCCAGAUCUCCACUCAGUAGACUAAAUACGUGGCUUAAACACAUAGAUUCCUUGGCGGUGGAUGCGGUUCCCCCGAACAUAGAGCUGAAGGCUUCAGACUUUACAGCCGACGGAGAAAUCAGGCUUGUUACGACUAACGACGGUCAGGACCAAUAUGGCGGUCUGCAGUGGUACCAACGCCAGGUGGAGCACCACGAUAGCGACACCUGGAUUCCCGCGAUAUAAAAACGUAUAAACGGACCAGUCGUUUGUCAAUGUGACAGAAACGGCUGCUAUUGUGUGCUUUAUCAAGAUUGUUUGAAAUAAGUUGAAAAUUAAAAUUGUUACAUGUAUGAGGAUUGAG